UGGGGAAGAAGAGCCUCCGUUGCUGAAGGGAGUCCCUCAAGGGAAGUUGUGUGGAGGGACUCUUCCCAGUCCAGGGAGGCCUCAGUCCGGGAAACGUCUCUUGCCAACUUAUUGCUACUUCUUCUUCUCAGGCGGUGAUCAGAAGAUAACAUUUUUCUUCAAUAUGGAUGUGACAAGGAAUUUCUUUGACAAACUGCACACCAUCGCUCUUACUCUGGAGAGGGAGUCUAAGCAUAUGUUGCAGGUUUUUCAUGGCAAUGACACAGAAUUUGAAGAUGAUUCUCCAAUGACAUAUUUACACAACAUGUAUUCUGACAUCAAGACACUAAAGAGUGAAGCUGACAAUACACUUGGGAAGAGUUCUACAGAAAGAGAUACUACUUAUGACUUCAUAAAAGCCAGCCAAGUUCUGAUGAAAAGAAAUGCAGGAGAUCUUGAGGAAAUAAGACAACUGUUCCAGAAAUAUGGUUACAAGCCACCCGCUCCCAAAGACACAGCUACAGAGAAUGAAACUGAAAUCCACUCUAAAACUACAACAACUGAUCACAUGGAGCCAAAAGACCUUGGUUAUUCUGGGAAGUCAUCUGGCCCUUUUGAUCCGCUGCAAAUCCCGCAGCUUUCAGAUUUUGGACUGUCAAAAUACGCCCUACCAACAUCCACUGUGUGCGCUCAAUCCCAAGUACAUGUGCCAAAGAAAGAAUCAAGGCGGGACAACGCUGAGUGCUUUUCACCCAAGGCAGAAAAUUUCCGUAUCCAUGGCCAGGACCUGUGUGUGAAUGAUGAAACAACAUGUUUUAUGGAUGAUCAAACCAUCUUUCUACUUAAUAAUGCCAAGCAUAUUAGGCAAGCAAAUAAACUGGGUGGAUCAGCAGAGGUAUCGACACCAAGCAAAAACAAGGCUGUAUGUCAGCAAAAAAACGAAGUGUGUGAUGAUGAUUAUAUGGCUUCACCGGCUGCCCCUCAGUUCUGCACCCCUGGCGUGAAAAUUCCCCGCAGGAAGAAUAUACCAAAAUCCCCCGCGGCUUUGGAUGUAUCUGAUCAUGGAUCAGGAGACCCUCUGCCAGAUUCACAGUCUCUGCAAACAGAAGCUGAACAAAGCUGUGCCCCUGCAGUAUCAUCAAAGAAAGAUCUUGCAAAGGGUGCUGAUGUUCCUGUCCUGUAUUCAGAUGAAUGCCUGAAAUGUGAAGAAAUACCCCGUCCUCCUGUAAUAUCAGACUACAGUAACUUACUCUGUAGUCCACCGCCACCUCCUGAAAUAAGCGUCAUUCCAAAUCAUAUUUCUCAGAUUCUUUCCAAGUACAAUCGAAAUAGAGAUGUACCCCAAUAUCUGGAGGAGACAAAGGAACAAACUGCUUCACAGGUUGAAAUGCCACCUGUCCUUGGUAUUGGGAGCAAGGAAAAUUGGAAGUAUUCAGGAUGAAGAUAAUAUGAGGCCUGGGUUGCUUUGUGAUUGUAAAUUAUAUAUUCAAAACUGUUUUUAAGAGUUUGAAACACAAAUGACAGCUAAGCAAUUAAAACAAUAUGUACAACGAACUAUUUUCUCACCAUCAGAUUUUACAGUUAAAUAAAGAAUAUCUAUUUGAUUAAAA
Anolis sagrei ordinatus is the source of this 1589-nucleotide messenger RNA. The record is from RefSeq and is a predicted model, not a curated record. Lineage: Eukaryota; Metazoa; Chordata; Lepidosauria; Squamata; Anolidae.